Messenger RNA from Haplochromis burtoni (Burton's mouthbrooder), 1450 nucleotides. RefSeq names its product cornifelin homolog A-like. Bases 710 to 1201 code for a protein of 163 amino acids. Lineage: Eukaryota; Metazoa; Chordata; Actinopteri; Cichliformes; Cichlidae. The record is from RefSeq and is a predicted model, not a curated record. The transcript has 3 exons.
UCCAGUUUUCAUUCAAUUCAUUUUACAUCAACUUAGUGGUCGGAGAAACAGAGGUCAUCAUUACGGUGUGACUGUAAAAAUCUAAGGUUUAUGUAAACUGUUAUGUGUGUUAUUAGUAUUUCCGAAGGCAAACCACAUCCAAAUUCUAAGCUGUCUGGUGUAGUGGACAGUUAAAGUAGAUUACACUGUCUGAACUGUAAGCGUAAUAUACUUUCACUUCCAAACCAGUCUACAUAUCCUGUUCAGAUGUUUACUUUUGAGAUAUGUCAACCACGUAUUGCUGUUUGUUUUAAAGUCACUUGGAUGUGUAUAGAAAGCUUGUUCUUCCUUCAUCCCCAAAUGCUUGUUCAUUAUCGAUGUUUGGGGGUGUCUUUCUGUAAUGCUGUAGAAUUUUUACCUUGAUAUAUAAAAUGUCUUGUGAAUUAUGGAUAUAUUAAUCAUGCUUAACUGACGACUUACAAAAUGACCACAAUAUCCUUAACAUGCACUUUGGUUUCAUAUCUAUGUGCAUGUGUCCACAACAUAUACUUUUUUUCUCUACUUAAACUUUCCCAUUGCUACAAAUAUUUGAAUGUCUUAGGUCUCGUGAACAAGUUUGAUAGAAAGAACUUCAAAAUUAACAUUUUGAGUUUCAUUUAAUUUGGCUUUUUCUGCUUCUCGACUUUCACAGAGUGAUCGUUCAGUGUCUGUGGGUGAAGUUCAACAUACAAUGGCAGAAAAACCCUUGACAGACUGGGACAGUGGUCUCCUUGACUGCUUUGAGGAUGCAAAUACUUGCUGCUAUGGAUUCUGGUGCUGCCCCUGUCUCGCCUGCACUGUUUCAGGAAGAUUUGGAGAGAACAACUGUCUCCCUUUAUGUGAUAUAUGUGGCUCUGGUGUAUUAGCAGCCUUCGGGAUACCUGUUUGUGUUCCUCCUGCAGUUUUGUCUGUAAGAGCUGCCAUGCGAAACAGAUAUGGCAUCAAGGGCUCUCUCUGUAAGGACAUUGUAAUUUCCUGCUUCUGUGAGUGGUGCUCCUGGUGUCAGAUGCAUCGCGAGUUAAAGCAUCGCAAGAAAGCGCCAACUGUCAUCAACUUACACAAUAACACGGUUAUCAACAUGCAGCCUAUUCCAACUUUUCAGCCAGGAGUGAUGAUGAUGCCUGCACAACCAGUUGCAACUGGUUUCAUGUCUCAACCAACAGUGGUCAUUCAAACAAAGUAACACUCGUAGAAAUCUGAUGCUGCUCAGAGUGUGUUCUCAUGUAUUUACUUGUAAAAGCAAGAAUGUAAUCAUUUAGUAUGUUAAAUUCUUACUGUUGAUUUCCUAGUUUUCAAGAAAAUUAAGAGAGUUAACAUAAAUGAUGGGAAUGAUGAUUCGCCCAUUUGAAGUUUAGUUACAAAUGUAAAUGUACUUUAUUGUUGAAGUAAAAGCGAUGUUUUACAGGCUCAAUAAAAACAAAUCUGCACCCCA